AUGCAAGAUGUCACCAUGAUGGGGAUGGAGGUCUUCCACUGCCUGGCCUGCCAUCUACCCCUCAGACCUCCCAUAUACCAGUGUUCCGUGGGGCAUUUCAUCUGCUGCUCUUGCCAUGACAAGCUGCCGGCGGAGGAGAGGAAGUGCAGCAGCUGCUCCACGCCCACGCCCAUCUCCCAGCGCUGCUACGGCAUGGAGCGCGUCGUCAACGGCAUCCUCCUUCCCUGCAAGCACGGGUGCAAAAACAAGAUCGCCUACCACCACAAGGCAGAGCACGAGAGGAAUCAGUGCCGGAACCGGCCCUACUUGUGCCCCAUCUCCGGCUGCAGCUUCUCUGGGACGAGCGCGCAGCUUCUGGGCCAUUUCACCGCCGGUCACAAAUGGAAGACGGAAAGGUUCGUGUACUCUGUGCCUUUCGAUCUCCAGGUCCAGCCAGGCUAUCGUCUCCUCCGUGGUGAAGACGGCCGCGUCUUCCUGCUCAACAUGGCGCCCCCGGAGUCGCUUGGCCACGCAGUCUCCCUCGUCUCCGUCAAGCCAAACGCUCACAAGAUCCAGUGCUCCGUUGGUUUCUCGCGCUUCUCUGGCCACUACCAGGUUACAUGGCUGGAACUCGGGAGCUUGUCCAAGUCUGACGGGCUGCCGGCGGAGUGCUUCUUCGUUGUGCCCAAGGUGUCCAAUGGGGAUGUCGUGCUCACCAUCCCCAUAGAUGACGGCAAGCUGUACGAGGGCGACGAUGACGUCGACAACUGCAGUAAGUGGGAGGUUAUGUAUGGUUAUUGA
Molecule: messenger RNA, 780 nt
Organism: Hordeum vulgare subsp. vulgare (domesticated barley)
Lineage: Eukaryota; Viridiplantae; Streptophyta; Magnoliopsida; Poales; Poaceae
Product: E3 ubiquitin-protein ligase SINA-like 4
Exons: 2
Coding region: 1-780 (259 amino acids)
Cellular component (GO): cytoplasm
Molecular function (GO): ubiquitin protein ligase activity; zinc ion binding
Source: RefSeq, a predicted model, not a curated record